AUGCCAGUUGAUCAAAUACAGUAUUCUGAAAGAUACAACGAUGACGUCUACGAAUAUAGGCACGUAAUUCUCCCACCAGAUAUAGCUCGUUUAGUGCCAAAAUCUCACCUUAUGACAGAAACGGAGUGGAGAAAUCUAGGUGUUCAACAAAGUCCUGGAUGGUUACACUUCAUGGUACACAAUCCGGAGCCCCAUGUCCUUCUGUUUAGGAGGCCUAGGACAGACAUUCCCACCCCAGUUAAUGGCUUAGACGCUAGUACCUCAUCUACUGUCAAAGUA
Messenger RNA from Brenthis ino (lesser marbled fritillary), 279 nucleotides. Lineage: Eukaryota; Metazoa; Arthropoda; Insecta; Lepidoptera; Nymphalidae. The record is from the annotation of a GenBank genome assembly.